Molecule: messenger RNA, 1491 nt
Organism: Musa acuminata AAA Group (dessert banana)
Lineage: Eukaryota; Viridiplantae; Streptophyta; Magnoliopsida; Zingiberales; Musaceae
Product: protein TUNICAMYCIN INDUCED 1-like
Exons: 3
Coding region: 85-1320 (411 amino acids)
Source: RefSeq, a predicted model, not a curated record
CCUUUUAAACCCCACCCCAACCGCCGUAAAAAUUCAAUUUUUAUUCUCCUCUUCGUUUCGUUUCUGGAAUUCCUUCGUCGAUCCAUGGCGACUCGCUCUCUGUUGCUCGUGGGGUUCCUCAAUCUCGUCAUGGUGGGAGUUUCGAACGCUCUAAUUUCCUCGAAUCCAUCGACUCACCGAGCGAUUUCGAAUUUGAGGGAUGCGGUCGUCAAGGGGCUCGGGAUCCAUGCGGAGGGCGUGGAGGUGUCGGGGUUCGACGUGCGGGACGUACGGGUGGGGCAGUCGGUCGCCUACGAGUACGACAUCGAGAUCGAUAAGAAGGUGAUCCCGAUCAAGCUGUCGGAGGACGUGAGACGGUGGGAUUCCGUGGAUCGCACCAUCUUUGGAGAGGACGGGGAGGGGGGAGGAGAUGCGACAGGGUUGGUGCGUAUGGGGAGGAGGCCUGAUUCGAUGGUUCCGCCGGUAUUGUCUCCGUUUCAGCUGGCCGGGCCUUUGGAGCUCUGGAUUCAAGACGGUGAUGAUAUGAGGCUUUUCUUGCCGCACGAUGUCGAAGCAGGAGCGCUGAAGAAGGUGAUCUUGUCGGACGGCGCAGUGGUGACAGUGAAGGGCGCCAGGUCCGUCAGCCUCAGGCGCCCGCUCGAGCUCCCCCUCCCUUUCCUCCUCAACCGCACCCAUCACAGUGGCCACCAGGACGCGUCCGGCCUGCUUGCCACCGCGGAGGCCGUGCGCCGUGCAGCCGGAUCGAAGGGCCAACCCCUCCUCUCCCUCCGCAUCGUCGGCCCCACCUCCCUGACCUCCUCGCCGUCGACGUCACCCCACGACAAGCUCAAGCUCAGGCGCUUAGCCCCAGGCCUCGUCGAGCUCUCCUCGCGUUCCAUCCCAACCAUCGCAGUGCAGAAGCCAACCCUGUGGCCUCUGACAUCAUUGAAUGGGUCCGAUUCCAACCUCCAGGGAUUCGAGGAGAUGCUGGCGUCGGUGUUAGGGCCAAAGGGCAAGGAGGAAGGAUCAUUCCAGUUGCUGAGGGCAGAGGUAUCAGCUAGAAAUUACAUCAAGACGGGCUUCACACUUGUGGAGAACAUUUCGGACGACGAGGUAGAUCGGUCAGGGUUCCCAGAGUGGAUGACUAGACCAGAGAAGGCCAUGACCCAAUUCGAGGUUCUCGCUCGGAUGGAGGAGAAUGGAGAGGUCGUUCCAGAGAGGAUCGCGGUGGUGAAGCCAGUUCAGGUAGCGGACAGUGAGCUAGAAAGCGUUGCAACCGGAAAUUCCACCAUGUCCGGGGCUUCAAUAGUUCACCCUCCUCCAAGCUAUUUCACCUUGUGAUCCUGUUCUGCGUUGCUGUCUUCUUGCCGAGAAACACCCCAAAUGUAAAGCUGCUUCUUUUCGUCCGUUUGUAUCGCCAGCUGAUGUACGUAAAUCUACAUGUAUUUUAUGGUAGAUGUAUAAAAAUAAGGUUUUGAUUAAUCUCUAUGAUAGAUAUGGUAUUUCUCUUUC